UGCAGAGCGAGGGCAGGAGGUAAAUAAAACUACCUAACAACAACCACAUCUCGUUCUUGAGUGGAACAUCCCAAGCGGACUACUCUCCAGCACCCUAGCCUCCUGCCAUGUCCGACCCUAUCACACUAAAUGUUGGGGGAAAGCUCUACACAACCUCACUGGCAACCUUGACCAGCUUCCCCGAUUCCAUGCUAGGUGCCAUGUUCAGCGGGAAGAUGCCCACCAAGAGGGACAGCCAGGGCAACUGCUUCAUUGACCGUGAUGGCAAAGUGUUCCGCUACAUCCUCAACUUCCUGCGGACCUCCCACCUGGACUUACCUGAGGACUUCCAGGAGAUGGGCCUGCUCCGCAGGGAGGCUGACUUCUACCAGGUGCAGCCCCUGAUUGAGGCACUGCAAGAGAAGGAGGUGGAGCUCUCCAAGGCGGAGAAGAAUGCCAUGCUCAACAUCACACUGAACCAGCAUGUGCAGACAGUCCACUUCACUGUGCGUGAGGCACCCCAGAUAUACAGCCUCUCCUCCUCCAGCAUGGAGGUCUUCAAAGCCAACAUCUUCAGCACCUCCUGCCUCUUCCUCAAGCUCCUCGGCUCCAAGCUCUUUUACUGCUCUAAUGGCAAUCUCUCAUCCAUCACCAGCCACUUGCAGGACCCCAACCACCUGACUCUGGACUGGGUGGCCAAUGUGGAGGGCCUCCCAGAGGAGGAGUACACCAAGCAGAACCUCAAGAGGCUCUGGGUGGUGCCAGCCAACAAGCAGAUCAAUAGCUUCCAGGUCUUCGUGGAGGAGGUGCUGAAAAUCGCUCUAAGUGACGGCUUCUGCAUUGAUUCCUCUCACCCACACGCUCUGGAUUUUAUGAACAAUAAGAUUAUUCGAUUAAUACGGUACAGGUAAAAGGACCCCAGCUGCAUUGGAGGGGGGUUCCCAAGAAGCUCCACGUCAGCCAAGAUCUUAAAAAGCAUCUCACCAGUGGUGUGAGGCAGGGCACUCUACUAAUCUGUAUUAAUCAUGUAGCAGGACUUGAUUCCCCCCAUGAUACAGUCCACCUGUAGGAAUCCACGUGUCCUCUCAACAGAGCCACCUUUUUUCUUGCCAUUUUGAGCUGGAGAUGGUCAGUCUGUUAUGACAAGUGAAGAGUCUGCUGAUGUAUCCUAAAGGAGGCCACAGGAAGACUUUCUGGCUACAAAAGAGCAGCAUUUCUGGCAUGGAACUCCAUCUCUCUCUAUACCACUAGGCAGUGCCUCACUUACCCAUCUGAAUAAGAGCCCCUGGUGGAGGGGAUGAGGUGAGAACAAGAUGUUCCCUUCAGCUUCCCAGGAUAGUUGUACCCAGAGAUCCCCAUUACCCCUGCUCUUCCAUCCCAAGGAAGCAGCCAAGACCUUGGAUUUGUUUGCCCAAGGGUGACCAUGUUUGACUGGCUUGGAAAAGCAGUAUGUUCUCAAAGCUAUAUUGUCCCCCACUGGGGGAGAGAUUGGAGCUGUGGCAUGGCAUAGAGGAGUGAGCAUCCAAGCAGGGUUCAGAAGAUGAGGAUAUCACUUUUGACGGGAUCAACUCUAAGUGUUUGGGGAUUUUUGGCUUCAGAAAUGGGCAGCUGUCCCUCUGAAGGCUUGAAAAUCUGGAGCCAGUGCAAUGAAAGGCACCUCAUACUGUGGCCUGUUGCCUGACUUUUGUAACCCUUUCCCCAAGAAUUUGAGGUAUCAUUGGAACAAUUUUAAACAAAUAUAUUAUGGACUCCCGGGGUUGGAAAAUAAUUCGGUUGUCACUUAGCCCUCCCUUUCCCAGCAUACCCCAGCACAUUUGGGGAUGAGUUCCUCUCCCCAGUACCUCCAAGCGAUCACCUAUCCCUGCUUGCAUACCUCCAGUGAGGGGAAGCUCAUCAUGCCUAAGGCAGCCCCGGCCAUGAUUGGCUAGUACUGGCUGUUAGACAGUUCUUAUAUGAGCCAAAAAUCUGUCCUUCCACUCCCAUUUCCUGGUCUGGUUCUUCUCACUCAAAUAUAUUUUUUCUCUUUCAAAAUAAUCACCUUAAGAGACCAAACACUCAUGCUGAAAAUAUUAGGAUUCCCCUUUGGGAUCUGUCUUCAGAUCUGGUUGGCCCUCUUCCAUCCCCUGUAAGUCAACCCCAUUUUGUAUGACUUUGUCCUCUUUGUGACCCCUAUUUCACCACCUUCCUCACCAGCCACAACUCUAGACACCCUUUGACCAUCUUUUAUUGGAGGAUGAAGAUUUGCGGCCCCAUUGGAAGUGCUGCCAAAUGAAGCAGAGCAGGGUCUCAGAAAGCAGUGUGCAGUGAGGGGCCCAAGAGUGGUUUGACCAUAACACUGCCCUUGGACUGUGUCCACCUCUGGGCCAGUGCUCUGAAUGAGGAGGCCUUCCCCUGUAGUACUGUUUCUGGUCAUAACCAGACCAUGGACUUCCUUGGGGUGAGAUCCAGGGCAAGACACCCCUAGACACUACUUCCCAGGGGGUGAUGAGCAGUGCAGGCUUCAAAACUGCACAUUAUGAUUCAUCCCUGGAGUGAGUAAGGCCUUGGGAGUCUGAGUCUUCCCCACUGUCUAGGGGCCCUCAGACAAAGCCAGGAAAGCCUGGUGGCACAGACGCCCACAGGAGAUAGGCCAAGGAAGGGUCUUCCCAUAAUGUGCUCUGUGAGUAGGGAGCUGUACACUGGGCCAUAGGCAAUGCCACAUCCCUUAGGUAAUACAGGCCCUUUCCCCUACCAUGGGACCCAAGAGUCUCUGACAGCUGCCCCAGACUACCAGGCCAGUGGUACUCAAAUGGAAGCUAUGACCACAACAAAACAGUUUAGGGAAGAUGGCUCAUAAAUUACCACUGCCCUUUUUUCCUCUCCAUAAAAAUUUUUCUUCAUCUUUUUGGUGCUUCUUAAUUCAAGCAGCUUGACUGUAGAGAAAGCACAGGACCUGUGAAGCCACUAAUGUGCUGUGUGACUUUAUGUAGGUCACUCACCUCACUGAGCCACCUCUGUUUUUUCAUCUGUGAAAUGCGUGUAACAGUAAUAUAUAA
Molecule: messenger RNA, 3014 nt
Organism: Molossus molossus (Pallas's mastiff bat)
Lineage: Eukaryota; Metazoa; Chordata; Mammalia; Chiroptera; Molossidae
Gene: KCTD21
Product: potassium channel tetramerization domain containing 21
Exons: 3
Coding region: 108-890 (260 amino acids)
Biological process (GO): protein homooligomerization; ubiquitin-dependent protein catabolic process
Molecular function (GO): cullin family protein binding; histone deacetylase binding
Source: RefSeq, a predicted model, not a curated record